UGCCGGCCGCAUAAUGUUUCCAUUUUAUACUCACAAGCAAGAACUGAUGAUCAUUACAAUGCUCUCUCCUGUUUUCUUCUGCUUAAUAUGUUCUUCAAUACCAGCCUUGUAUGAUCAGUAACUUUGUUUUUAUCGCAAUCACUUUCUUGCUGUAUUUCUCUAUCAACACAGGAUAAAGUCUCUACCCUCUACGCUCGAAUUGCUUCAGCUAUUUUUAUUUGUUUUCUUGUUCUCAUGGCAAUGCAUCUCCAAGUAUGCUUCUUUCUUUUCCUAUUCCUUCACUGCAUAAGUUUUACCACAUCUUCUAAACCCGAAUCACGGCCAAAAACAUUUUUUUUUGGAUCAUUACCUGCAAGCUUUUUUGCUGUGGGUUCAGCACCUGCUCCAUCACCACCGCCACCAGCUGCAGUUCCUCCUUCUCCACCGCCACCAGCUGCAGUUCCUCCUUCUCCACCGCCUCCAGCUGCAGUUCCUCCUUCUCCACCGCCACCAACAUGGGUUCCUCCUCCUCCACCACCACCAGGUUCACCUCCGCCAACUGAUGGGGCAUCACAAGGUAAAGGGUCGUCAAGUAGACUAAGUGGUGGACAGAAGGCAGGAAUUACCAUUGGAACUCUAGCAGGGGCUGGCCUAUUGGUUUUUGGUGGCAUGAUAUACAAGAAACGCCGAUCUAACAUAAGAAGAGCACGAUUCGGUUCAGCAGCAAGAAGGCCAGCUCUUUGAAUAUGCACUUUUAUAGAUUCUUGAUCACAGGGAGGACAAAUGUACUGAUAUGUGAGUUACUAUUUUACAUUUAAUGGGUAAGAAAUUCGAGGCGAGAAAUAAGAAUGUCAAAUUAUUUGUAUUUGAGACAAUAGAAUUUAUGUGGGAGGAUUUUUGAGUUAUUUAUUUCUCUUAU
This is a messenger RNA of Ricinus communis (castor bean), 898 nucleotides long. RefSeq names its product protein TRACHEARY ELEMENT DIFFERENTIATION-RELATED 7A-like. Bases 235 to 723 code for a protein of 162 amino acids. The transcript has a single exon. The record is from RefSeq and is a predicted model, not a curated record. NCBI's taxonomy places the organism in Eukaryota, Viridiplantae, Streptophyta, Magnoliopsida, Malpighiales, Euphorbiaceae.